GUUUACCAAGGGAGACUAAGUUCCAGCCUCGCGCUCCCUCAUUUCUUGCAAUUUUAACCGGCGUGUGGAGGACAAUAUGGCCCAAAGCAUCAUGUGAUGUGGAGCACAACAUAUGUGUGCAUGUGUGUGGCAGCAGCAGCAGCAGUGUUGGCGAGGGCAUAACGGAACUUGCCUGCCUGUUGUGCAGUGGUUUGGUUCCAGUUGCCACUAGGAAAAAUGGAGGACACCCUCGGCCCCUUCACCUUCAGCUCGAAGUUUGAGUGUGGCAACUUGGCUCGAGUGGAGAGAGUUGAACCCUCCAGGUUCCAGUCAUGCAUCGUCAAGCAUCAGUGGUGGCAGAAAAGCUCACAAAGUGUCUCCUCCUUGUCAGCCUUCCAUUGAGGCUCUGCCUGUCAACUAUGAGUUCAAUCUCUGGACUCGCCCCGACUGCUGGGGCACAGAGUUUGAAAACAAUAAUAGAACGUGGUUCUUCUUUGGCAUCAAAGGGGGAGCUGUUGGAAAUAGAGUGCGCCUGAAUGUUAUGAAUCUGAACAAGCAGUCAAAGCUCUUCUCACAGGGGAUGCAACCUGUGGUUCAAUGUGUCUCAGGCUUGCGUUCCCCACGCUGGGAACGCAUUAAGGAUAAAUGCACGUAUCGGAGUGAGGAGAACAGUACAGUGGUAUCUUGGGUUCAUACUGUGAGUGAAGUGGGAGUAUUCACCCACUAUGCCUUCACUUACCCAUUCACUUACUCAGAGCUACAAAACAUGCUAGAAAGUCUUGAUCAUAAAUUCUCAGUGAGUUCUCCAAGUCUUUACUAUCAUCGAGAAAUGCUCAUAAAAUCGCUUGAUGGCUGGCGUGUUGACCUUGUGACUGUCAGCUCGCACAAUGGUAAGGUAGAAGAGCGUGAGGCAAGGCUUCCAGGUCUCUUCCCCAAUGUUAAUGAGCCUCGUCCCCACCGCUUUCCUAGCAAGAAAGUCGUCUUUGUUUCUGCCAGAGUACACCCUGGUGAGACAUCCUCCAGUUUUGUGUUAAAUGGCUUUCUGAAUUUUAUUGUCUCAAACGACCCUAGGGCUGUGAAGCUCAGGGACAUGUUCGUCUUCAAGCUCAUCCCAAUUCUCAAUCCAGAUGGUGUAGUGCGUGGCCAUUAUCGCACUGACCAGCGUGGGGUAAAUCUGAAUCGUGUGUAUGUGGAUCCAUCACCACACUUACAUCCAACCAUUUAUGCUACCAGGCAAGUCAUCUUGUACCACCAUCAUGGCCACAUCCUUCCAAACUCAUUCCAGGAUUCCAAAGCUACUCCAGCAAACUCAGAUGAUUUAAGUGAAACAGCUCCCACCACAAGCACCACAUCUUCUAAUGAUGACUCAGAAUUGGCUGUUACCAAUUCUUCAAAGGGGCCACCAGUUGUUAUGGAUGAAGACACCUGCCACAGCUUCAGUGAUGUUCAGUGUGGGAAGGCUGGAGGCUCGGGGAGUGGACGUAUGAGAGGAACUGCUUUAAUGGAGAUGGAUGAGCCAUCAGCAUCAGGCUGGGACAUUUCCAGCAAUGUCUCAGUUGAUGGCACACAAGCUUCUAGUUCGUUCCAAAGAGCCUCACACAUGGCUGAUGUUCAUGAUGACUGCUCAAAUGUUUCUUGCAUCAGCGAAGCCGAAACAGGUGUCACUAGCAUGUUUGGAUCACUAGCAGCUGUUAGCGAUUUUACAAACAUUAUAUCAGGAAAUAAGGGAUGUAAUCAGGAUAGUGCCAUUCGUUCACCCUGUAUUUCACAAACUAAGAGUGAGGGGGAGGGAGUGAGCACCUCAAGUUGUGAAAAAUCCCGGGACCUAUUUUUAAAGGACCUCUACAAAGAAGAGAAAGACAAAGCUUUUGAUGACUGCCACUGUGAUGAAAAAAUAUUGAAAAAUACAGCACCAAAUAGUGAUAAAGAUCUUAGUAGUUUUAGUUGCAUUAAUCCCAGUAGACUAAUCUCAAAGGACGAUAAUCUCCUGCCUAGUUGUUCCAAUGCAUUAUCAUUCACCUCAGCAUCUUCAGAGGUGUCUAGUCAGCAGCAGUUCAAGGCAGAAGCUUUAGGUAGUGGCGUUAGUUCUAGUACCUCCUUACAAAGCACAAAGGCAAACAGAGGGUCACACAAAGAAAGCAAAGAUGGGAAUUUGCUGCAUCCUAUCCUACCACAAAAAAGUAGUGUCCUGCCUCUCACUCCUGGAGUACAAAAUAUUGCUGGAACAAAGGAGGGAGGGGGGAUAGCUAGCAGUAGUGAAAGCGAGGCAGAGUGUGGACGGCCUGGGAGGGAGAUGGAUACAAAUCUAGGAACAUUAGAUACCUCUCUUCGCAUUCCUUCUGAGGGCUUCUCACAGGUACUGAGUCCUCCCACACCCAUUCCUGAGGAGACCCAGGUGUCCUCGGGGCUCUUCCUUUACAUAGAUCUCCACGGGCAUGCAUCUAAAAGGGGCAUUUUCAUCUAUGGCAACUGGUAUGAGGACCCUGCGGUCAUGGUAGAAAACAUGCUGUUUCCUAAGUUGCUUGGGGCCAAUUGCCCCAACUUUGAUUUUGCUGCUUGUAACUUCUCAGAGAGGAACAUGUAUCUCAAGGACCGGCGGGAUGGUAUGAGCAAGGAAGGAUCAGGUCGUGUAGCCAUAAUGCGAGCAACUGGGCUUCUGAGGUCAUACACAUUGGAAUGUAACUACAAUACAGGUCGUACAUAUAAUCCUGUUCCACCAUCUCCCCUAGACCAGAGGAAGUCACCUCAGACUCCACUCUCCUCGCCACCAAAGUACACUCCUGCGAUAUUUGAAGAUUGUGGUCGUCAGUUAGGGGUGAGUUUGCUGGACUUAGUAUGUAGUGGAAGUGGAUGGUCAAGGCUUCCUCAGUCCCAGUAUGGGAGCAUAGCAGGUGUCCGCGCAUGGCUCCACCAUUUUCUUGCUUCUUCAUCUCUCUCGCCUCGCACAAACACCACUGGAACCCAUACUGCCCGCACACCUGCAUCACGUUCAACAAACAAGUUGACAGUGGAGAGGCUAAGUGGAGGAAGGAGUGGAGGCAGUGGUGCUCGUAUUGGGGCUGGUAGACAAGGCCCUCCAAGCACUCCAGCUUCUCCACGACUACCACGAAGUCGUUGUCAGCGUGUGCGGCGACACUCCUGGUGCCUUACAGUAGAUGCUGAAAAUCAAGAGCCAAGAGAAAUAUCAGAAGGACCUGCCCGUCCACGACCUGCAAGUGCAAAGAAACCUGUAAGUUCAAGUGGACUCUCCCCCCGGUGCAAACCUAAAGCUUCCAAGGUCAAGUCACCAUCUCCCAAGAAGGCAGGGGUUGCACGUUCUCUCACUUUCACAGAACUUGGAGAGAGCAGUCAUCUUGGAGGAGAGUCCAAGAUACCCAGCAGCAAGAUGAGUUCCAGCAAGCAUAGUCUCACUGCAUCAGUCAGCCUCACACCCAACCUCAAUGUCAAGCUCUCCAUUUCAGACACCCCAGAAAGCCCCACUCUGGUGAAAAAGGUCGAAAAGACUCGUAGACAGAGAAGUAAAGGUCUUAACUCUGGAACAAAAAAGUUGAAGAUUAGUCCUAGUUCAAGCCCAAGUCCUGAGGAGUCAACACUGAAGGCCAAGGACCCAACGUAUUACAGUUUUCCAAGCCUAGAGCCAGCAGAGCGAAAGUGCAGCCCUCUUUCACCUUCUCAGGAAGGAUUUUAUGGUGCAAGUCAAAGUCCAUUGUCACCACGCUCACCUCUCUCUUCAGUGUGUGAACCACAGACAAGCCAUAGUUCUCCUGGUCUAAGUAUAAUCACUAACACAGGUCCUUGUGACUUGCAUGUUCAGCCUAAAUCUCCGGUGGUGGUAAGUUCCUCAAAGAAGGUGACUAAAGUGAUGUCCUCCCCUAGCAAGCGCUCCAGCAAGCACACACUCAAAUCUCUUUCAAAGAGCAUGGACCGGUUGCCUGCUGUUGCUGGUGCUGCUGGAGAAAGGUUAAAGCUUCUUCCAAAGAAAGUAAAGAAGAAGGUGACAGCUGGCAGUGUCACUGACCUGCCUGGAUCAAUCAUCUCUCCUUCUAUCAAGCCUGCAACAUCACAACCUACACUGGACUGGAUAAUAAGUGAGCCACCACAGACUCUAGCCACAGAAAUAGAGCCAGUCCCUCCUAAGAUAAAAAAGCGCAAGAAAAGUAGUAGAAAAUCUCUCUGAAAGAGUGAGUGAAUUCACUCACAAAUACAAAUAAACACACAUACAAACACAGACAUGCUCAUAUAUAUUUGUGCUCACUCACAAGUAUACAUAGAAGCACUCAUGCAUGCACACCUAUCUAUUUACACAUGCUUCAAACUGCAUAUUCAAUUUAAAGGUACUUUUUUUCCCAUUAUUCACAACUAUCAUGCCUUUUUUAUGCAAUAUAUUUUGUUGCUCCUCUGUAUAUUGAUUAUACAAUCAAACAUAUAAUUGAACAUAGAAUAUAAUGUACAGAAAAGAUAUGUUAAUAAUUGCAUUAAUAUGUUUUUAUACUAAUGUUAAUUUACAGUAUUUAGAAGAUGUGUUUAAAAGCAUUUAUACCCAGCCACUUAUUAGCACUGACAAAUAGCACAACUUACAUAAUUACAUACUCUGCUAAGCUCUCUAUUAAUGGUCAUUUGAAAAUUAACCAGCCACCAGUUAUCCAUGAUUUGAAACUUAUAGAAUACCCCUUAAGUGACAUGUGUUGCAUUACUACAUAAACUGAUUCCUCCCAAAGAAGUGAACAGGAAGCUAUGAUUUUUUUGUAGACAGCCUUUCAUAAGUGCAUUUAUUUGUCAUUGAUCACCUAGACCUAGUUUGAUAUGUUGCUGUAUGUACUGGGCAUAGAAGCAGCCUUGCCACCCAAGAUUCAUUUGUUGUUAAAGGCAUUAGAAACUUUUUAAUGAAUUUACAAAUAACCUAUAUAAAUUCUUCACAUUUACUAUACAGAUUUAGAGUAUUGGUUAUGAGAUACACAGUUACUUGAGAUAAGUGCUUGCUCUUCUUAAAGUCUAAUGAGAUGAGAACUGUCUGCCUGUUGAUGUCUAAUAUGUCUAAUUUGGUUUUGUUUUGUUCACACACACACACACCACACACACACACACACACACACACACACACACACACACACACACACACACACACACACACACACACACACACAUCCACACAUC
Molecule: messenger RNA, 5133 nt
Organism: Penaeus monodon (black tiger shrimp)
Lineage: Eukaryota; Metazoa; Arthropoda; Malacostraca; Decapoda; Penaeidae
Product: cytosolic carboxypeptidase-like protein 5
Exons: 8
Coding region: 521-4156 (1211 amino acids)
Biological process (GO): proteolysis
Molecular function (GO): metallocarboxypeptidase activity; zinc ion binding
Source: RefSeq, a predicted model, not a curated record